AUGGGCACAGAAGCUCAUGACUCAGGGAUGAACAGGGAUCAGGACACAGAUGGGACCUCCAAAUCCGGAGUCACAGCCAACUCCCGUGUACCAGGGCCUCAGAUCCCCUCCUUCCUCCUCCUUCUUUUGCUGCUGGUGGUGCCCGAGGCUCGUGCGAGUGGCUACAAGAUAGUGUGGUUUGGGCUGUGUCCAGAAUUGGCUGUCUUGUUCUGUGUGAUCACUUCUCACCCAUGCCCUUACUAUCCAGCUGCCACGCUCAAAGCCCCCACGUGGAAGACUUCUCCGUGUGUGGUGAACAUCCUGGACUCAGUGGUGCAAGCCCUGCUUGGUGAGCCCACUCGCCGCUUCGUCUAUGUGGAGAUGGCUUUCUUCUCCCGCUGGUGGCGUCAGCAGAGAGAGACAACGCGGGAGGUUGUGAAGGAGCUGGUGAAGCAAGGGCGCCUGGAAUUUGCCAACGGCGGCUGGGUGAUGAACGACGAGGCCACCACACAUUAUGGCGCCAUUGUGGAUCAGAUGACACUCGGGCUGUGCUUUCUGGAAGACACAUUUGGCAAAGAUGGGCUCCCUCAUGUAGCCUGGCACAUUGACCCCUUUGGCCACUCACGUGAGCAGGCCUCGCUCUUUGCCCAGAUGGGCUUCGACGGCAUCUUCUUGGGGCGCAUAGACUACCAGGAUAAGUAUACGCGAGAGGUAGCACAAGAGAUGGAGCAGGUGUGGCGGGGCAGUACGAGCCUCCAACCCCCCACUGCUGACCUCUUCACCAGUGUACUCCCGAACAACUACGACCCACCAAGCGGGUUAUGCUGGGAUAUUCGGUGCCAUGACCCACCUGUGGUAGAGGAUCUUGGCAGCCCCAACUACAAUGCUGACAGUGUGGUGGCACACUUCCUGAAUGUGGCUGCUGACCAGGCUGGGCACUACCGCACCAACCACAUCAUAAUGACAAUGGGUUCGGACUUCCAUUAUGAGCAAGCCCAGAAUUGGUUCGAGAACCUUGACAAGCUCAUCCGGCUGGUCAAUGCACAGACCAAAGGGAGCCGAAUCCACGUUCUCUACUCCACCCCGGCCUGUUACCUCUGGGAGCUGAACAAGGCCAACCUCAGCUGGUCGGUGAAACAGGAUGACUUCUUCCCUUAUGCCGACCGCCCCCACAAUUUCUGGACUGGCUACUUCUCCAGCCGGCCGGCCCUCAAACGCUAUGAGCGCAUCAGCUACAACUUCCUGCAGGUGUGCAACCAGCUGGAGGCGCUGACGGGUCCAGUGGCCAAUGCGGGACCCUAUGGCUUGGGAGACAGUGCGCCCCUCAGGGAGGCGAUGGCUGUGCUCCAGCACCACGACGCCGUCAGUGGCACCUCCCGGCAGCACGUGGCUGAUGACUACGCGCGCCAGCUCGCCGCAGGCUGGGGACCUUGUGAGGUGCUCCUGCGCAACGCUCUGGCGCGGCUCAGUGGCUUCAAGAAGAACUUCAAGUUCUGCCGCGAACUCAACAUCAGCGUCUGUCGGCUCAGCCAGAGGGCGGCGCGCUUCCAAGUCAUCAUCUACAACCCACUGGCACGCCAGGUGGAUUGGAUGUUGAGGCUGCCGGUCAGCAAAGGCGAUUAUCUUGUGCUGGAUCCUAGUGGACAGACGGUGCCCAGCGAAGUUGUGGACCAUCUAGUCCUCAGCAGUAGGGAGCACCCCCCAGAGCUGCUAUUCACAGCCUCCGCACCUGCCCUGGGAUUCAGCAUCUACUCUGUGACCCAAGUCCAUAAGCAGAACCCUCAGACUGGCUCCUCCUGGUUGAACCCACAGAAGUCACAGUCUUCUGUCCUGGUCAUUGAAAAUGAGCACACCCGGGCUGUGUUCGACACCCACACGGGGCUCUUAAAGGAGCUAGAGAACCGGGACAAGAAGCUUGUAUUGCCCAUCCGCCAGGCCUUCUUCUGGUAUAAUGCCAGCAAAGGCUCAGGAGCCUACAUCUUUGCACCUGAGAAGUUGGAUGCACUGCCCGUGAGUCUCUCAUCUGAGACCCACCUGGUGAAGACGGCCUUAGUGCAGGAGGUGCACCAGAAAUUCUCAGCCUGGUGUUCCCAAGUGGUUCGUCUAUACCCAGGACAGAGGCACCUGGAACUGGAGUGGACAGUGGGGCCAAUACCUCCAGAAAUUGGCUUUGGAAAGGAAGUCAUCAGUCGCUUUGACACAACGCUGGAGACACAUGGACGUUUCUACACAGACAGCAAUGGUCGGGAGAUCUUGGAGAGAAGGCGGGAUUACAGACCCACCUGGAACCUGAACCAGACUGAGCCAGUGGCAGGAAACUACUACCCAGUCAACAGUCGCAUUUAUAUCACGGUACUCUUGAAACCCCCACCUGACCUCCACAAUGCAUCUCACCUUCCCAUUCCCCAGACUGGGGAUCCGACCCUCAUCCUGUGUACUUCAAGCCUGUAUCCAUAGGUGCACCUCCUCUGUGCCCUUCCUAUGGGCAAGAGC
Messenger RNA from Loxodonta africana (African savanna elephant), 2472 nucleotides. RefSeq names its product lysosomal alpha-mannosidase-like. NCBI's taxonomy places the organism in Eukaryota, Metazoa, Chordata, Mammalia, Proboscidea, Elephantidae. The record is from RefSeq and is a predicted model, not a curated record. Gene Ontology annotation, molecular function: carbohydrate binding; alpha-mannosidase activity. Gene Ontology annotation, cellular component: lysosome. The coding region runs from base 1 to 2436 and encodes 811 amino acids. Gene Ontology annotation, biological process: mannose metabolic process. The transcript has 18 exons.